Messenger RNA from Pongo pygmaeus (Bornean orangutan), 429 nucleotides. RefSeq names its product lymphocyte antigen 6S-like. Gene Ontology annotation, cellular component: plasma membrane. The transcript is spliced from 4 exons. NCBI's taxonomy places the organism in Eukaryota, Metazoa, Chordata, Mammalia, Primates, Hominidae. The record is from RefSeq and is a predicted model, not a curated record. Bases 1 to 429 code for a protein of 142 amino acids. Gene Ontology annotation, molecular function: acetylcholine receptor binding; acetylcholine receptor inhibitor activity. Gene Ontology annotation, biological process: acetylcholine receptor signaling pathway.
AUGGGAGGGAGGAAUGGGGACUGGGCAAUCUCCACGCCAUGGGCCAUGAAGACCUUGUCCCUGGUCCUGCUGGUGGCCCUGCUGAGCGUGGAGAGAGCUGAGGGUCUGCACUGCUACGGAUGCUUGGCGGUCUCAGAAGAGGCCUCCUGCAGCAUGGUCUCAUGCCCCUUCCCAGAUGGGGUCUGUGUCUCCCAGAAAGUGAGCAUCUUUGGCAGUAAAGUGAGAGGGGAGAACAAGCUCUGCCUCUCUUCCUGCCAGAAGGACUUCGGAUUCCCCCUGCUGAAACUUACAAGUGCCAUCGUGGACUCGCAGAUCUGCUGCAAGGGAGACCUCUGCAAUGCGGCGGUCCUGGCAGCCGGCAGCCCCUGGGCCCUGUGCGUGCAGCUCCUGCUCAGCCUGGGGUCAGUCUUCCUCUGGGCCCUGCUGUGA